This is a messenger RNA of Penicillium oxalicum, 1191 nucleotides long. RefSeq lists its product as uncharacterized. The record is from RefSeq and is a predicted model, not a curated record. The coding region runs from base 1 to 1191 and encodes 396 amino acids. Gene Ontology annotation, molecular function: cysteine-type endopeptidase activity. The transcript has a single exon. Lineage: Eukaryota; Fungi; Ascomycota; Eurotiomycetes; Eurotiales; Aspergillaceae. Gene Ontology annotation, biological process: proteolysis.
AUGUCAUCAUCCGACCUCAAUGUUCUGUCGGACCGCUCUAUAUGCCGGUGGACUAGGCCGCAGGAGGGCCAAGACGUGCCGGAUCUCAGGGCAAGCCUUCAGAAAACAAUCGAAGCGCGAGACAAUCAAUAUGUCAACAUUCGUGCUGUCCUCUUUUACUUUGAAGACGAUAACACAAACGCAGCCCAGGACGCACGGACUUUCUCUCAUCUGUUGGAUGAUGUCUUUGAAAUCCAGUGGCAGGAAGUUUGUCUUCAAUCAUCCGACAGGUUUCCGGAGAACACUUUCAAGGAGCAUGUCAAGGGCGCCCUGCUUCCGCCAGAUGCUCUGUGCCCCCAGUUGCUCAUCGUUUACUAUGCUGGGCAUGGAUGGGUGACCGAGGGGGGCGAUUUUCGUCUUGGGACCGAAAAGCGGUUCAUCCAAUGGACCUUUAUCAAAAACGAGUUGAUCGAUACUUCCAUGUCGCACGAUAUGACCGGCAUUGACGUUCUCUAUGUGCUAGACUGUUGCUAUGGAGGUACGGCCAAACCAACACGGGGUCUGCGAGCUAUUCAAGCUCUUGCAGCGUCAGAGUUCGAGGCCAACGUCCGUUCCAGAAAUCAAAUUUCCUUUACCCGGAACCUUCGAACCGCAAUCUAUGCUAUCAAAGUAGGACAGCAAGGCCUUUCGAUUACGUCUAUUUUCGAAAAGCUUCAACGACCCCCCAACACGCCAAGUGUCACUCCAACCAUGACCACAUUCAGCGGAUUGUACCCCAUCGUGCUUCCAUUGAAAAAGGGCGGGCGUCAUGCGACCUCGUCAUCGUCUUCGUCUUCGUCUCCACAAUCCUCUCAGACCCUCAGAGGCCAUUCUUGGCUUUCAACACAGUCACCUUCAGAUAUUCACGUUCUCGUCGACCUUGUCAUCAAUGGAGAGGCCGAGGAAGACAUUUAUUCGUUUCACCAGACCGUUCAAGCUUUUCCGCCUCAUAUGCAUGCCACCAUUGUCAACGCUUGGAGAACAUCACAGCAAUCAUUCGUGGUCUUGCUGGAAAUGUCCUGGGAGACAUGGGCGCUGUGGUCAAUGACGGUCGAUCUACGUGUUUGCCGGAUCCUGGCCGGCCAAUCCGUGUUUUCAGCGCAGGCGCCUCUGUCCGACUUCGAAGAUUUGUCGGUCAAUGCUAGCCCGUUGGUGCUUCGUGAGAAACAGUAG